This is a messenger RNA of Ooceraea biroi (clonal raider ant), 2706 nucleotides long. Its product is annotated as dynein regulatory complex protein 11. Gene Ontology annotation, molecular function: ATP binding; ATP hydrolysis activity; protein binding. Lineage: Eukaryota; Metazoa; Arthropoda; Insecta; Hymenoptera; Formicidae. The record is from RefSeq and is a predicted model, not a curated record.
UAUAUUCUAUGUCGCAUAUUUAUUACUCUGAAUUAUGGCUUGUAACGAGAAACGAUCUGGAGAAGCUGUUGGAGCUCGAACGCAAGUUGCAAGAAGGCACAUUGACGAGGAAAAGGGAGAUUUUAAAUGCAGCGUUGUCUAUGUAUAUAAGGUACCGUAAUCUCGUAAGGAGACUCAUUAUGUGCUACGAUCAAAUGCUGCAGACGCAGAAGCGGGAGUUGAUCAAGCGGAUAUUGGACUGCGCCAUCGGUCGAAUGCUGGAGUAUAAGAAAGAAAUUGCCCGUUUGAAUUACACGGAAUACCAAUGGCCUGGCGAUAUUUUAAAUCGACUGAAAUUCACGCCGGACGACAUCGAGCUGUUUGCGUCUGUGUCGGGCCGGGAAAGACUAGAGGAGCGGAGAAAAUUUAUUCAACAGGUACUGGAAAGUGCUCGCAAAGAACCGCAGGUAAGGGAACGCAGGCUCUCGCAGAUUCACGUCGAGAGUAUGCCUGAUUUGGUGGGCGAGGCGUUGAAACCGCGUGUGACGCGGAGAAGACGCGUCGUACCCUCGAAGGUACAGGUCGUCGAGUCACCCGAGGAAAAAGCCGACCGAGAGGCGAAGCUUGCCGCCGAAAGGGUGUUGCAUAGCGCGAUGUUACUGAUACAGAGUCACGAGAGAGCUAGAAUGGGACGCUGCCACGCCGCGAAUGUAAAACGCGUAUUCGAUUACAACAAGAAAGUGGCGCUCGGCGAGAUAAUACCGAAGAAGAUAGAUCGCGCCAAGUACGUUAAGUCGGCGGUGACGAUUCAGCGCGCGUGGCGACGAUACGCUGCGAGAAAAGCCACGAAGAAACGUAUCGCGCGUCUCGAGGCGAUUCUAGGUAUGACCGUACCGAGUCGGCCAAGUCGCGAGACGAUCGCGAAGGACGAGCAGAACUUCCAGCGAAGACGCGCGUUGAUACCCACGUUUGACGCUCGCACCGCAAAAGCGAUCAGCGACGAACGUACGAGGCUCCUGAGAAUUAGAGGACCCGGACUGAUGGAGGACAUCACCGACGAGAUUCACGAGUGGUUCGUCAUUUGGUACGACGCGGCGGGGGAAUACGACGUGUUCCCGGCGGCGAAUUUGGGUGGCAGCGUGUUGAUUGCGACUGGGCAGACCUCGACGCCGCAGGAGUAUCUAUUAGAAAAGCAAGAAAAGGCGAAACAGGCCAGGAAAAAAGGUAGAAGAGCCGAGAGAACAGUACUACCACCUGAGCCUGAAGCUGUCAAGGCCGAAGCCCCGGGUUGGACGCUGCCACCGACGAAGACUCUGCCCUGCCUGGAAGAGGCGAAUGUCGAUUUCAUCCAAAACUGGAGUCUCCGCGAUGAGACCGGUAACCCGGAACAGAAGGAGUACUUGGACUUGAUCACCGACAACCUCUGUUACGAACUUCAACUUGAGAUAAGAGAAAUAGUAGACGAGUUGAUGAGAGCCGAGCUGGAAUUGCUGAACGAGGCACUGCUGAAGGAUCGCGCGCGCGAUAAAAAGAAAUUCAAGAUUUCAGCAGCGGACAAAGAAAUGCAGAAGGACAAAAUUAGAGCGACGAGAGGAAAGAAAGAUGCUCUGGACGACGUGCCGAUCGAAAAGCUUUUCAGCGAGCUGCUGCAGGCGAAAAUCGUCAGAAACUACCCGACCACUUUUCUGCGCGAUUGGAUCGGCGAUCUCUCGUAUGAACAUUACGGGGCGCGUCGCGAAUCUCCAGAUCACAAGCAUCGGCUGGGAGAAGUAAAGCAGCUUGUUUUGGAGUACUGCGUGUUGCCUUUGAUCUCCAGCGAGACGCAUCGACUCGCACCGCUGGUGCGCUCCGUGUGCAUCUACGGAUUACCGGGAUCCGGGAAGACUUUCCUCGCUAACGCUAUUUGCUCGGAGGUUGGCGCAUUACUCUUCGACGUAUCAGCACCUGUCUUACUGGGUAAAUACGUGGGUAAGGAGAAGCAACGGAGGCUCAUCGACACAAUCGCCAAAGUAGCUCGGAUUUACGCGCCUUCUAUCAUUUUUCUGAAUGCUGGCGAGAGACCUUGGCUGAGAAAGGUACCGCCGGAGGAACGGCAUCUUCAGCCUAAGCGGUUCGCGAAGCACUUUGUCAAACUAGUAAAAGACAUCAAGCCGGGCGAUCAGAUAUUGUUUCUCUCGUUGUCCGAGGAGCCGCAGAAAGGGACAAUCGCUUUCGUCAGGGUCCAUGAUGGAUUCAUAAGGGUGCCCACCACCGAUUACAACACGUUAUACAUGUUCUACAAGAAUCUGCUGAUGAAGUAUCCCAACGUUGAUCGCGACAUCGAUGUCUCCUGCUUGGCCACGAUGUCUGUCGGCAUUCCUUUGAACUUUAUCCAGCAAGCUGUGAAGAAGGUGCUAUCGUUACGCCGCAGAAUCACCCUCAAGUUUAAUCCGUUGAGCCCGAUAGAGAUCAUGAAUGAGGUGCUGACGUACCGAUAUCCUACGACGAAGAUAAUGGAAGCGUUCGACCGAUUUCAGAAGCGCACUCCGCUUGCCAAAAAAAGAGCUAAAGCUUUACAGGCUGAAGAGGAAGCUCGUGAUUGAAGUGUAUUUAUAGGUAACUUCCGUUGAUAUUGUACAUGACGUAAAUAGCUGUCGAAUAUUUUGCAGCGCGAAUGGCUUGACUUGAUGCAUAUAAAUAUUUCAGUCUUCUAUGAUUUGAAUACUUUUUAAUUUUAUUAAAUUUAUU